AUGCCCAGCAAAAACUCCUACGAAAUAGUUGGAGGGGUUUCCACACAACUUAUCGACGAUCUUGAGUUGAACGCCACAUUCGAAGCAACUUUGCCGGUCCCCUUUAGGGCUUCUACGGAUGGCACAUGCCUUGAGCGACUCCCCCCUCCAACCCAUGUGAACGACCAAUUCAGAUCGCCAGAAGCUUGGAGCAGACAACGAAAAAUCUCUGUGUUAUGUUUAUUGUGCGUUGCUACCGCAUUCGCGUCGGUAGCGGCGAGCUCUUACGCUUCUGCAAAGGAUGCCCUGGCUGCGGAAUGGAGCAUCAGUCAGACAGCCGCCGCAGUUGGUAUCACGACUUUUACGCUGGGUUUCGCCAUAACACCCAUGAUACUAGCGCCUUUGUCCGAGAUAUGGGGUAGAAAAUUGGUUUUUACGCUCACUGGUACCUUGUUUGUCAUCUGCCAAAUUUGUAGCGCCAUUACCCAGUCAUAUGGAGGGAUGCUAGUUGCGCGCUUCUUUGCCGGCGUGGGUAGCUCGACAUACUCCAGCAUGAUCGGAGGCGUCAUCUCGGAUAUCUACAAACCUCAUGAGCGCAAUGCACCGAUGGCCGUAUUUUCUGGUGGAGCCCUGUUCGGGACGGGGUUGGGUCCUCUAUUCUGCGGGUUCAUCGUCCAGUAUCUGAAUUGGAGAUGGAUAUUCUGGGUUCAAGUCAUUGUCAAUGCACUCAAUGCACUAGCAUUCCUUUUGUUCCUGCCAGAAACCCGACAAAAUGUCCUGCUCCGACGAAAAGCAGACGUUUUGAACCAGUGGUACAAGGAAGAAGCCGAAUCGGUGUCCGGAUUUGAGGUGACAAUCAGCGGAGAAGGGCAGACCGUUUUAUCCCGACAGAUCAAGUGGCGCACCCAGGGUGAUGAAGGAAGAGGAUCAAUCGGCCAGAUGAUUGCUGCUUCCAUGACCCUUCCCUUCGUCCUGCUCUUCACUGAGCCAAUCGUCUUCUUCUUCUCAUUAUGGGCAGCGUUUAGCUGGUCAAUUCUGUACCUUGGCUUUGCCGCGGUUCCCCUCAUCUUUACUACGGUAUAUGGUUUCGAUCUCUCAACUGCUAACACCAUCUUCACAAGUUCGUGUAUCGCAUCGCUCAUCGCCACUCCGAUCAGCAUCUACCAGGAACGCUGGUUGAACACGACAUCCAAUCCCAAGAUCCCAUUGGACAGACCGGAAAGAAGACUAUACUUCAGUUGCGUUGAGAGUAUCUGUCUACCGAUCGGCCUCUUCAUCUUGGGCUGGACGGCUCGAGAGCAGGUCCACUGGAUCGUCCCGGCUAUCGGCCUCGGCAUCUCGACGCUGGGGAUUUUCUCCAUCUAUUUGGCUGUUUUCAACUAUCUAGCGGACAGUUACCACGGUUACGCUAGCUCUGCUUUGGCAGCACAGUCAUUUUGCAGAAAUUGCUUGGGCGGUAUCUUCCCGCUUGUUACAGUGCAGAUGUACACCAAUCUCGGGUACGGACCGGCAUCUAGCCUGCUCGGUGGGAUCGGCCUAUUGCUUACCGCAGGUCCUUGGAUUCUUGUCGGAUAUGGCGAGACAAUCCGGGCGAAGAGUCGAUUUGCCAACAAAUUGAAUCAGUAA
Molecule: messenger RNA, 1605 nt
Organism: Colletotrichum gloeosporioides
Lineage: Eukaryota; Fungi; Ascomycota; Sordariomycetes; Glomerellales; Glomerellaceae
Product: Efflux pump FUBT
Exons: 2
Coding region: 1-1605 (534 amino acids)
Biological process (GO): transmembrane transport
Cellular component (GO): membrane
Molecular function (GO): transmembrane transporter activity
Source: RefSeq, a predicted model, not a curated record